UACAGUAGUUGUAGUUGUAGUUGACAGCAAAAGCAGCUGAAAGCACGCACAAGUUCAAGUCAAGUGCAAAAGUGAAUAAGCAGCAAAAAGGCGCUGAGAAAUUCUUAUCGUGAGAACGUUAUGGCAGCAUCACAUUUGAGUUGGUUCGUGAAUUUGCUCUUCCUGCUAUUGAUGUUGGCGCGAGCACCGACAAUCGACACGCGGCCCGCCAUCGCACCACCAACAGCCGAUCUCAUUGCCGGGAAUGAGUUUCUCAAGUUAUUAUUCGAGCGUGACGAAUCGCAGCGCGAGUUACAUAGCGGUGAAUACAGCGAAAAUGAACGCGUGGUGCGAGGGAUGGCAGCUCAGACUGGCAGCAGCAGCAAAAGUGGUAUCGACAGUACAAGCAGAGGUAUUGCUGUUGGGGAAAGGCGAGUGACGCGCGCUGAUCACUCGGAGCUGGCAGGCGAUUCAACCACGCGGUCAACUGAUUUAGGUAGCAGAGGUGCGGUUGCGCGUAACCUAAAUUACAAGAGUCGCAAUGUGCAGAACGAUGCGGCGACGGCGACGACAACGGCAAAGACGACAGAGGACGAUAGCAAACAGGUGGUAAAAUUCGUGACGUCAGGCAGUAAAAUAGUCUUCUUAGAAGAGUAUGAUGACAAUGAUGCCGUUGUGGAUGCAGUGGCGCGUGAUAUUGAUUUGCAGAAGGAAAAUGUGAAAACACAAACCAAGCAAACGUUAAAAGAAACUGCGACGCAACAUAAAGCCAGUCCUGGCGAUGAAGUAAAGGUGGUUGCGGUGAGUGUGUCAUCCUCCAGUAAACGUGGCAGCUUAAGUCGCACGCACAAUCAUUACAACACAGCUGAUGCAGUUAUGUCAAAGUCGAGUAAUAAAUUUUCGCAACAAAGUGACAUAAUGCGCCGGCAGCACGAGCAAGCACCGCAUGACAGCGCUGACAAUAGUCAUAGCAUUGAUAGCAUGUCAGCCAUGAAGUUGACACUAACUACAACGCCACCAACAGCGCCAAUGAUCGCGUCUGCCACUUCGACAAUGGACGACUUUGUGAAUCGCUCGCACAAAAGUGAAUUCUCAAUUGAGGAAGCCGAGCCGCUGACAAUGUCGCCUCAAAAGCUACGCGGCUCCUCGCAUGCGACACGCGUCAAUAGUCCGCGUUCACUGCACAUGCCACAUGCAGUCAGUGGACGAGCAGUGAAAAUGGCUGGCAGCCUGCCAGAUGUGAACGACUCGGAGAAUAGCGCUUCGACGAACAUACAAAACGUGUUGGCUGCCCCACUGGUGCAGUCCGCAUCGACACGCACAGCUACAGUUACCGCGCCAGCUGCGUAUCACAGUGGCAGUGGCCAUAGUAAUCGCAACAGCACGUCCUCACACAUAAAUCACAGUAGUCCAAACGUAGCACAGUCACAUGCCAGUAGUCACUUGAGUGCUGACGAUGACAUGACCGACGACACAGUUAUGCUGGAUACGUCAGCUGCGGCGGCCAUCGGUGAUGCCACUGCCGAUGUGGAUGAAAAAUUGUUGCCAUUCCAAACGGUGAUCUAUCACAAUACGAAAGAAGGUCAUGGCCCACAAUCACGAUCGAUAUCAUACAGCUCGCUAUCGCAGAAUGUCGCAGAUUUGCAUGCGUGGCGGCACUCGGGCAUUUUGGCCGAAGCACAGCGCAAUGUUAGCGAAAGUUUAAAGCCCAUGCAGUUGGCGCACAACUCAGAGCCGGCUAAAUUCUAUUCCGUGCCAUCAAAAAUGUACAGUGAACCAUCCAAGUUCUACUCUGAACCGGCCAAGGUUUACUCCGAGCCGGCUAAAGUCUAUGGUGAACCAGAGAAAUUGUAUUCGGAACCGGCCAAAGUGUAUGGGCAACCGUCCAAGUUUUACUCGGAACCAGCAAAGGUAUACUCACAGCCGGCCAAAAUAUAUGGCGAACCGGCUAAGACAUAUUGGUCGCCAAGCGCUGGUGUGCCCACUGCAACCACUUCCACUACAACCGCCAGCUCUAUAAGUACAACAACCACAACAUCGACAACAACUGUGCGGCCAGGACGUUAUAUGCCUUCACGCCGUCCCGCGAUCGUGUCACGUAUUGCUUUCGGUGAAGCACAAACCUCUACAGCAGCACCACUUGCUGUCGAUGAACACGCACCGGCUACAAUGGCGGUUUUCACUAAUCAUAACCAACAGCAACAACAACAUCACAGUGCACAUCACGAGUCAAACACACGUUUUCAUCCACAUCCACAUGUCCAUAGUCACAGCCAUGCCGCGCAUAGUACGCAUAGUGCGCAUACUUCGCAUGGCUCGGUACAUGCGCAUUCGCACACUCAUUCGCCCAGUCAGUCACACUCUGCAACAGCAGCCCAACCUGCUCAAUCGCAAUCACAAUCCCAGUCACAUGCAGCGCAUUCACAACCACGUCGUGUACUCUUCAACUUAGAUAAAUUGCCGUAUGAUUUAUUGAAUGCGCCGGUACAAUCAUCGCAACAUCUCUUGGAUCCCGACUUCUCGCACAGCCCCCCAGCGGCCGUUACCUACUCGUCGCCCAGACAACGUCAAUGCCUGGAGUCCGCCUUCUCAGCGUCAUUGUCUCAAUCAGCCUUGCAACAGCAACAGCAGCAACGUCAACAUUCAUCAUUGUCGGACCAACAUUCUAAUCAAAAUGCCAAAGGAUUGCCUAAUAGAGAUCUAGUCAAGUGUGUUUCCAAAUACAACCGGCCAUCUGCCACAGCAACAGCGACAACAGAGAGCAGCCAGAGUGGCAACUAUGAUGAUGACAACGACGAUGACGACGGUGACUUGUAUACGCCGACCCCAGAGCAAAAUUACGAAAUUGAAGAGUCCGUAAGUGUUAUGACAAACGGACGAGCCCACGGUGUACAAGGCAAUUCAGCGGCGACAACAACAGCAAAGCCCUAUGCAACGCGCACCACAAAGCUACCCAAUCGCGGGUCUAUACAUCAUCAUCAUCAACAGCAACAACAUCAUUAUCAUGGCAAUACCAACGCGAAUGGCAAUAUGGCCAACGACUACGAUGACAAUGGUGGAGAUGCAGGUGGGUUGGAUGGUGAUGGCACUGGCACUGGCGAUGAUGGUGUUGAUGCAGAUGGCGGCAAAACUGGAAACGAUGAUGAGGAUGCCAAGGUGGCGUAUGUGGUGGAGGGACGUAACUAUCGCAAAUAUCGCGUAGAGGAGAAGACGGAUGAUGGUUUCAUUGUUGGCGAGUAUGGUGUGGUGGAUCAUAACGAUGGCAAUUUGCGAGGCGUACGUUACACUGCCGAUUCGACCAUUAAUCGGAGUUUGAUACAAAAGGCGUUGUUAACAUUUCUGAAGCUCAAAUAGUCAAAUGGACGACGUUGGAGGUGACGGAGGUGGUAUAGGGGCGUUAUGGCGAAUGGAAAAUGAUGUUGGGUGGCCAGUUUGCAUGGUAAGUAGUUAGCAGUGCAGAGAUUGACAGGCAGCAAUGUGAAGCGAGUGCGCAGGCGCCAAAAUCAGCGCGUACGACUGCAAGCGCAUCUCUAUUGAGGGACAAGAUGCGAGUUGUUAACGCGUGGGAUGUGGUCACCAAUAGCGUAGCUGAGCUGAGCUGGGCCUAAAACACAUUGCA
Molecule: messenger RNA, 3598 nt
Organism: Anastrepha obliqua
Lineage: Eukaryota; Metazoa; Arthropoda; Insecta; Diptera; Tephritidae
Product: streptococcal hemagglutinin
Exons: 3
Coding region: 121-3333 (1070 amino acids)
Source: RefSeq, a predicted model, not a curated record